This is a messenger RNA of Medioppia subpectinata, 889 nucleotides long. NCBI's taxonomy places the organism in Eukaryota, Metazoa, Arthropoda, Arachnida, Sarcoptiformes, Oppiidae. The record is from the annotation of a GenBank genome assembly.
AACGAGAAGACCGGUCGCAUCCAAAACGCCCCGUAUGUGGACAACAGCUACAAGUGGGCCGGCGGUGGCCUACUGUCCAACGUUGAGGAUCUGCUGAAGUUCGGCAAUAUUAUGCUCUAUAGUUUUAAAGGCGGCGCUCCCGACGGCAAACCCGGUCUCAUCAACAAAGACAUUGUCGAUAUGAUGUGGACUCCGGCGGAAAAUACUUUGGGAAAGUUCGGCGCAGGUUAUGGUCUCGGAUGGGGUACACUGAGGGACGGCAAGUGUGAGUACGCGUUCUGUGCUGAGCCAAUGUUCCCCACUUUGAUCUCUCACACGGGCGGUGCGAUCGGCGCCUCAUCUAUACUUAUGAUUGAACCCAACAGUGAACUUAUUGUCGCAGUUAUAGUGAACACAACCGGUGUGUCCGGUUUGGGAGAGACGGCCACUUAUAUCGCGCAUCAAUUCACUCGUCAUAAUAAUUGGACACAAAAGUUAUCGCAAAUAUUGUCUGAAUCAAUAAACACACGACUUGAUUGGGAUAGACGUUGGGGCGGAUAUGGUUUGGGUUGGGGUGUCAUCCGAGACGUGACGGCUAAGAAUGCUUUCUGUGCGGAACCGUUGGCCCCAAACAUGUUCUCACACGUCGGCGCCGCCGUCGGCUCCUCAUCUGUGAUACUGAUUGAGCCGAACAGCGAACUAAUCGUUACUAUAAUCACUAAUUUACAAAAUGUUAACACUAUUUACAACAUCGCUGUGGAUAUCGCUCAACAAUUCACUCAAAAACAAAUAUCAAUACAAUAAUUGUGGCCAACCUUUUCAUCAUUAAUUCAACGCCAGUCAAUGAAUCUAAUCUAGUUAUAAAUUCCUAUUUUUACUGUUAACUAUGCUAUGGUCUCAAAAAGUGCUC